Molecule: messenger RNA, 1164 nt
Organism: Humulus lupulus (European hop)
Lineage: Eukaryota; Viridiplantae; Streptophyta; Magnoliopsida; Rosales; Cannabaceae
Exons: 1
Coding region: 1-1164 (387 amino acids)
Source: RefSeq, a predicted model, not a curated record
AUGAAGAAAAUUGGACAAAAAGAGGACUUUCGUUUUCAUGACCGAUGUGCGGGCUUACAAUUGAAUCACUUGAGUUUUGCUGAUGAUGUGCUUCUGUUCUGCCAUGGAGACUUUAAGUCUAUAUAUUAUAUGUUGCAAGGCUUGAAAUUAUUUACAGCUACAUCAGGUCUUCACCCAAGUGAAACCAAAUUGGCAGUAUAUUGUUGUGGUAUGCCGGAAUAUGAUAUACAAAGGGUCCUUGAGGCUUCCGGAUUUAGUAGGAGUCAGAUGCCAUUCAAGUACUUGGGGAUACCCAUUUGUGCGAAGAAGAUUUUAGCAAAGGAUUGUGAACUUUUACUGGAAAAGAUGGUGGCGAGAAUCAGGACAUGGAGCUCUCGAAAUCUGUCAUAUGCAGGAAGAAUAAUCUUAAUUAAUUCUGUUCUGAUUUCCAUACAUUCAUAUUGGUCUCAAAUUAUGCUUAUUCCCAAGCAGGUGUUGAAAAGAAUUAACUCUAUAUGUCGUGCUUUUUUAUGGAAAUGUCAGGCUGAUUAUGAGGGGGCUGGAAAUGUGGCUUGGGAGAAGGUUUGCAGACCAAAGAAAGAGGGUGGUCUUGGCUUUCGAAACAUACUCAAAUGGAACAUUGCAGCCCUCGGGAAAUACAUAUGGACUGUAGCUACUAAAAAGGAUAAUCUUUGGGUGAAAUGGGUACAUCAUGUCUAUAUUAAGAAUGAAGAUUGGUGGGAUCAUUGUGGCUCUUUACAGAGUAGUUGGUAUUGGAAAAAAAUAGUGGAGGUGAAAGAAAAAUUUAAGCAUCUUAUUGACAUCUCUAGAUUCAUUCAAGAAGACUAUACUAUCAAAAAUGGUUACCAUUUACUCUGUGCAGUCUCAAAACGUGCCCAAUGGUGCUCAGAAGUAUGGAGUAGACUCAACAUACCGAAACAUAGUUUCAUUUUGUGGAUGGCCAUGCUUGACAGAUUAAAAACUAAGCAAAGAUUAAUGAGAUUUCAGAUGGUGAACAACUCAGUAUGCCUGUUAUGUGAUGUUCAUGAUGAAAGUAUAGCUCACCUUUUCUUUGAUUGUCACUUUAGUAAGAGAUGUUUGCAACAGGUGAAAGAGAAGAUGCGCUGGGCUGCCCAAACUGAAACACUAAGCAGCCUCAUGAGAUGGAUUUCUCGAGCUCACUAG